AUGUUCCCCGCACGUGCCCUCGCCUUGAGGUCUGUCAAGAAUGCGCCGCACAAUUGGCACUCGCAGCGACUCUUCUCAACGUCGCUGCGACGAGAUGCCACCUGGGGCUUCAUUGGGCUUGGUCGAAUGGGCUAUCCCAUGGCACGAAAUCUACGCGCCAACAUUCCUGCUUCAGAUACCCUCGUUGUGCAUGAUGUCAACGAACAGGCUGUGCGCAAAUUUGCCGACGAGGCCAAGACGGCAAGCCUCGGUCCUAUUGAGGUCGCUGACAGUGCUAGGGCAUUGGCUGAGAAAUCGACGAACAUCAUUACUAGCCUUCCUCAACCGGUUCACGUGAAACAUGUCUUCCACUCCAUUCUCAAACCUGGACCCCUGCCGCAACUCGAACAAGAGCGACUCUUCAUUGACACGUCCACCAUUGACCCUGUCACCUCGAAGGAAGUCGCGUAUGCCGUGCAAGCACCGAACCAAGGGCGAUUUGUCGACGCGCCCGUGUCUGGUGGCGUGGUUGCCGCCGAGGCAGGCACUCUAUCAUUUAUGUUCGGCGCUUCAUCCAGGACCGGUGCUCUAGUGGAACGCGUCAAAUUCAUUCUGGCUCACAUGGGCAAGAACACCUGGCAUCUGGGCGAACAGGGCGCAGGAGUCAGCGGCAAAUUGGCUAAUAACUACAUUCUUGCCAUCAACAACAUCGCCGUAGCUGAGGCCAUGAACCUCGGUGUUCGAUGGGGUCUGGAUCCCAAGGUCCUGGCCGACAUGAUCAAUUCCUCGACUGGCCGCUGCUGGCCGAGCGAGGUUAAUAACCCUGUGCCCGGCGUGAAAGAGAAGGCCCCAGCCAGCCGUGAUUAUGAAGGUGGAUUCGGGAUUAGCCUGAUGCGCAAGGAUCUGAAGCUCGCCAUUGAUGCCGCACAAGAGACAGGGGCACCCCUGGAACUAGCUGCCACGGCGCGCGGUCUUCGUUUACAAGUAUUUGAGCGAUAUUUCUCGCCGAUAGGGGCGGCCUUAUUCCCUUAUUCUUCUGUUCAGGAGAUUUCUCUCUUUUCUUUUUGGCAUUUUCUCGUCCCGGUGGAGCCAGCUGCUGCGGAACGUCAUUGCGCCCGUUUGUUCAAUCUCUCAGUCCAGUACAGCAUUUCCUCCAUCCUGAAGCAACCCCCGCUGGUCAGCUGGAAAACCGGAAAACUCAAGAACCUCGCUCAUUACGCUGGAAUACUGCGCAGAAUCUUCCGCGGCCCUCGACCUGCUGCCUGCAGCUUUGCACAACCUCAAGCCAUGGCCUACGUCGUCCCAAUCCAUCGUCCCAGCAGCGUGCGGCAUGCGCUGAAGCUCAACUUCCUCGAGCCGGAAGAAGAUUGUCUUGUGGUCGCCAAAGGAUCCCGCCUCGAAUUCUAUUCCAUAACCCCUGAUGGCCUCGCACUGGCUACAUCCCGUGCUCUUUAUACCAAAGUCUCUAUGCUAGCCCGGCUACCUACACCGGCUAAUUCAACUACAGAUCACCUUUUUGUUGGUACAGAUCAGAAUACUUAUUUUACGUUGAAAUGGGACAGUGAAAAGAAGAGAGUUCGCACUGAGCGGAGCUAUGUCGAUCUCGCAGACAAGGCUUCCCGUGCGUCCCAGAACGGAGAUCGCUGUUUAAUAGAUCCAAGUGGGAAAUACAUGACAUUGGAGAUAUUCGAGGGCAUGGUCACGGUGAUACCGAUUGUUCAAGCAUAUAAGAAACGGGGGAAGCCGCCAGCUCAGAGAACCACCCACUUCAGCAACCCCGACGAACCAGUCCCGCAAAUCGGUGAAUUGGGGGAGCCAAUGAUGACGCGGAUAGAUGAGUUGAUGGUUCGGUCGUCAGCUUUCCUGCAUGUUGAGAGUAGAGCAGCUCCUCGCUUGGCGCUUUUGCACGAGGACAAUCAACGGAAAGUGCAGUUGAAAAUUAGGGAGCUUCAUUUUGAAGCGCCCACUGAGCCGGUAUUCCAAGAGGCUGAGAAUUUUGCUCAAGAGCUAGAUCUUGGCGCUUCGCACUUGAUUCCUGUUCCCGCACCAUUAGGCGGUCUAUUGGUGCUCGGAGAGACUUGCAUCAAGUAUAUCGAUGAUGCCAAAAAUGAAACCAUUUCCUGGCCUCUCGAUGAAGCCACUAUCUUCGUUGCAUGGGAGCAGGUAGAUGGUCAGCGAUGGCUUCUCGCGGAUGACUACGGUCGCCUGUUCUUCUUGAUGCUAGUUCUGGAUUCUCGAAACGAAGUCCAAAGCUGGAAAAUCGACUACCUUGGAGACGCAUCGAGAGCGUCUGUUCUGAUUUACCUAGGCGCUGGAUUGACCUUUGUCGGUUCUCAUCAAGGCGACUCCCAAGUCAUUCGCAUUGGUGAUGGCUCUUUCGAGAUUAUCCAAACAAUAUCGAACAUCGCGCCUAUUCUAGAUUUCACCAUCAUGGAUCUUGGUACACGCGAAGGAGAAAACUACACCCAUGAGUUCUCGUCUGGCCAAGCUCGCAUCGUUACAGGUUCUGGUGCAUUUAAUGAUGGCACUUUGCGAAGUGUGCGAAGCGGUGUAGGCAUGGAAGAACUCGGCGUCUUGGGAGAGAUGGAGCACAUCACAGACAUGUGGGCUUUACAAACCUCAAGCAGGAGUGGCUUCUCGGACACCCUUGUGGUCACUUUUGUCAAUGAAACAAGAGUCUUCCGUUUCAGUCCGGACGGCGAAGUGGAGGAGUUGGAUGAGUUUCUCGGUCUGGAUCUGACAGAGAAUACCCUUCUCUCCGGUAACUUGCCUGGCAGUCGUGUCAUACAUGUUACAGAAAGCGGUGUAAGCAUAGCUGAUACAGACAGUGGCAUGGUUACGUCGAAAUGGUCACCCAAUGGUCUGGCAAUUACUUCAGCGUCAUGUAAUGAUCAGCGUCUUGUAGUGGUGGCUGGCGGACAAGUCCUGGCAGUUAUUGAUAUAACGGAUGACUUGAAGCUCGUCUCGCAGAAAGACUUUGGCAAGGACAAUCAAAUAUCUGGCGUGACCAUUCCGCCAUCAACAUCACAAACAUGCAUCGCUGCUUUCCCACAAAAAGCCCAGGUGGCUAUUCUAUCUUUACAAAAGCUUGAUGAGAUACACAGCCAAUCGCUCGGUGUUGCUAGCGAGGCUUUUCCACGGGCUGUGCUCCUGGCUGACAUCCUGGCUGAAAAUCCUCCGACAUUAUUUGUUUCUAUGGCAGAUGGAAGUGUCGUGACGUUCUCUUAUGAGUCCGGCAACCACACGCUUAGUGGCAUGAACAAAUUGAUUCUCGGAUCGGAACAGCCAACAUUUAAAAAGCUACCUCGAGACAACGGGCUUUUUAAUGUCUUUGCCACUUGCGAACAUCCGAGCUUGAUAUAUGGCUCUGAAGGUCGCAUUAUAUACUCUGCAGUGAACUCCGAGGGCGCAUCUCGUGUCUGCCAUUUGAAUACAGAGGCAUACCCAGAUGCGAUUGCGGUUGCAACGUCGACGGACCUGAAGAUAGCACUUGUUGACAAGGAGCGCACCACCCAAAUCCAGACACUACCAAUCGGAGCAACCGUCCGACGAGUAGCAUAUUCACCAACUGAAAAGGCAUUUGGAAUCGGAACGAUCAAGCGCAAAUUGCAGGAUGGCGCUGAAAUUGUGGAGAGUCAAUUCGUGCUUGCCGAUGAGAUCAUGUUCCGACAGUUGGAUUCUUUUGACUUGAAGCAAGACGAGUUGGUUGAAAGUGUUAUACGCGCUGAAAUAACCAUGGGUAAAGACGAGUCUGGUGAACCCAUAUAUAAAGAUAGGUUUAUUGUUGGCACAGCGUAUUUGGAUGACGAGGGAGAAGAGUCCAUUCGAGGACGUAUUAUGUUAUUUGAGGUUGACUCCAAUAGAAAACUGGCCUUGGUCACGGCACAUCCAGUGAAGGGGGCGUGUCGAGCGUUGGCUAUGAUGGGUGACCAGAUCGUUGCCGCCCUUGUUAAGACGGUCGUCAUCUUCAGGGUUGAGCAGCAACGUUUCGGAAGAGUUCAACUAGUGAAAUCUGCUGUCUACCGCACAUCGACAGCUCCUGUGGACAUUGCGGUAACCGGAAAAACUAUUGUCGUAGCCGAUUUGAUGAAGAGUAUCUCGAUAGUUGAAAGCGGGCAAAAUGAGCAAUUUAGAGAUGAGGCAAAGGAAGUGGCACGCCAUUAUGCGACUGUGUGGACAACAGCUGUAGCAGAUAUUGGCUCGAAUCAAUGGCUUGUCAGCGACGCCGAAGGGAACUUGAUUGUUCUACGGAGGAAUAUCGAUGUCAUCACAGAUGACCGACGCCGGUUAGAAGUGACAAGUGAGCUGCUUCUGGGUGAGAUGGUCAAUCGCAUUCGACCGGUGAACAUCCCACAAACAUCAACUGUUGCUGUGACGCCGAAGGCAUUCUUAGGAACGGUUGAGGGAUCGAUCUAUCUCUUCGCGCUGAUCAACUCAGAACAUCAGGAUUUCCUCAUGCGUCUCCAGACGGCCAUCGCUGCGUAUGUGGACUCACCUGGUCUAAUGCCUUUUAAUAAGUUCAGGGCUUUUCGUUCCACUGUGCGCGAAGCCGAAGAGCCAUUCAGAUUCGUCGAUGGCGAACUCAUUGAAAGAUUCCUAGACUGUGAAAGACCCAUUCAAGAAGAGAUCUUGGGUCUUGUUGGUGAUGGUAAUGGCGCAGACCUAGAGACGGUGCAAAAGAUGAUUGAAGCUUUGAGGAGGUUGCACUGA
This is a messenger RNA of Talaromyces atroroseus, 4689 nucleotides long. RefSeq lists its product as hypothetical. Gene Ontology annotation, molecular function: NADP binding; NAD binding; nucleic acid binding. The transcript is spliced from 10 exons. The record is from RefSeq and is a predicted model, not a curated record. Gene Ontology annotation, biological process: DNA repair; proteasome-mediated ubiquitin-dependent protein catabolic process. Bases 1 to 4689 code for a protein of 1562 amino acids. Gene Ontology annotation, cellular component: nucleus; site of double-strand break. NCBI's taxonomy places the organism in Eukaryota, Fungi, Ascomycota, Eurotiomycetes, Eurotiales, Trichocomaceae.